AUGGAUGUGGGCACAGGAUCAUCUGGUGAACUGGCAGUCGAGCAGUUUGCAGCUUCGUCUGCGGCGGCUCGUUCCGCUGAAGCCCAACAACUACCGCCAUCUCUUGAGGUGGACCGGCGGCCUAGCGUCCGAUUCUCUGACCUCUCCACCACAACCGCAUCAACAUCGCCGGUCCGCGCUCGCAGCGACAGUGAAAGCAGGAACCGUGAUAAAAAGAGCGACCCGAAAGGCACUCGAUCUCCAUCUUCAGUGAUUAGUCCAGGCGACGAAAACCAACACGCUAUCUCCAGUGGCACAGCAACACCUCUAACCACUACCUCCUCCUCACGCACACUUGACCGUCGAAACAUUGAGUAUAAUGAUGACGAUGAGAUGACGGCUAUAAUCGGCGCGGAACGGGGAAAUUCGCGCAACAAGGACUACCAAAGCUUUGACAAAGGCUUGAGGAACACUGCGGCGGGCAAGGGAAAGAAACCGUCACCUUCGACGGCCACUCCCAGCGAUUUGACACAAACAAAUGCCGAUGAGCGUCGAGGACAAAAUGCUGGUGAUGAUGUUCCUGAUGAAGAGACGUCGGAACUUUCAUGGUGGAGACAUUUUCUGGACAAGUUUGGCGCCAUAGAGUUGGAUAACAAGGGAAGCGUUGCCAGAGACCACUUGGCGCUUGAACGGACUUUUCUCGCAUGGCUUCGGACAUCGCUCUCCUUUGCUAGUAUUGGCAUUGCCGUGACCCAGCUCUUUCGGCUCAAUACGACUAUAAGCAAGAACGGCGGUGCCGAGGGCGCCUCAUCUCUCCGCCAAGUCGGCAAGCCACUUGGUGCAACGUUUCUUGCAAUUUCAAUUGUCAUUCUCUUUGUUGGCUUUCAUCGCUACUUUGAGAGCCAGCAUUGGAUCAUUCGCGGCAAGUUUCCAGCUAGUCGCGUCAGCAUUGCCCUCGUUGCCUUUAUCGCUGGCGCCCUCAUUGUCGCAAGCUUGGUCGUAAUUCUUGCCGUCGCCCCGCAUGCUUUUGAGAGCUGA
Messenger RNA from Xylona heveae TC161, 1017 nucleotides. RefSeq lists its product as hypothetical. The record is from RefSeq and is a predicted model, not a curated record. The transcript has 2 exons. NCBI's taxonomy places the organism in Eukaryota, Fungi, Ascomycota, Xylonomycetes, Xylonales, Xylonaceae. Bases 1 to 1017 code for a protein of 338 amino acids.